GUACAAAAUAAUGUAAGGUCAUUCAAACACCUUAAGCUGUAAGAAUCAUUACAAUUAAUUAAGAAUUAUUACGAUAUGUUGUGGGGUCGUAUUUUAAAAAGAUUUGAAGAAAAAUACGCCGCUACAGCAAAUCAUGGUUCCUUGCGUUGUGACUCGGGACUCGAGGAUUUCCGACUGCACGUGAAGGUGUCGUAGCAACCUCAUCCAGUAGCCCACAGUGACGUGCUGUGCGGAUGCAUAGAUGCCCUCGCUGUCAAAAACCAGAGUCUGCGCUGGACUUUAUAUUAUCUUGAUGUAAAGGACGCCCGGGGAGACGCAGCAGGAUGCAGCGGAGCGCAGUGGUCGUGGUGGCGGAUAAAACGAGCCUGAAAAGGCCGUUUAUCUUCACAAACGCUGUGCAUAUGGCGCUGUGCUUCUUCAUGUUGACCAUGACGGUAGCCUGGCACAGAGACCUUCUACAAACAGGCAAACUGGUGUCCAGCGUGUCUGUGGCGGUGAUGUACAUCAUCGAGAUCGGCUGCCUGCUGCUCUCGGUGCUCGGGAUAUUUGGAGCGUGCACGGGAAAGAGGUGGUGCUUCAUCCUGUAUGCAGCUGGGAUGGCAGCAGCCAGUCAGACAAUAAUUGUCAGAACGGCACUAAAUUACCAAGAUGUUUAUGAGAAAAGUGUGGCCCGCGAGGAGAACAAGCUACUGUCCAUGAUGCCGCUCAGCACAACCAGCAAAGCCAACAGGACCCUGCUCUACAGUAUUCAAGAAGAAUUUGAGUGCUGUGGUCUUAUAGAAGGCUACAAAGACUGGGGCUCCUCCAUCCCUCCCUCCUGUAACUGUCAGUAUCCGGGGAAGUGUAUUCGGCUGCGGGGCAGCGCCACGCUGGGGGCUCCGAAGAACCAGUAUGUUUAUCAAGAGCCUUGCCUGCCCAUCUACGUCUCGGAGCUGAAGCUGGCCUUUUCGCUGACCAUGGCUAUUCAGUUCGGAAGCGGCGUGUUCUGGCUGGUUUUGCUGGUCAUGAGCAUCAAGCUGAUGGGCCAGAUAAAGCGGAAACAGGAGUUCAUGGCUCUUCUGCAGUCAAACAGAUACGUUCCCGGUGCCUUCUAGUCACCUCGUACAUUUGAACGCCCCCUUGGAGCUUCCUUUCUCUGACUUUGUCCACCAUAAACUGGCUACUUUACUGGCCCUAUAGCAGCACAUGUAAUGAUUUCCUGAGUGUUAAUGCAUGUAACAGAAUCUACAUGUAACCUACAUGCACACAUGACUGUUUCUUUGCCUUAUUGCUGUACAAAAUAAUGCAUUUUAAUGAGAUUUGUAAUAAUCACGCCAGUGUCGGAUGAUUUAACAUAACGUUCUGCAUAAAGCAUUGCUUUCACACCCCAACAUAUAUUCUAGGUCUUUGUAAAGACAGAUAUUAAUCAAAUUGCAUUUAUUACACAUACAGCCUUUGCUUUAGGGGGGGAAAAUAUCUUAUGUUACAAAAACCAAAAAUCUUUGCACCUUUAAAAACGAAUGAAUCAGUUCAUAGGUUUAAUUAAACAUUUGUCAACUGGACCAACUACUUUUAAGCACAUUCAAUUUUUAGCAUUAGCCGCCAAUAAUCUAUAAACAAAUAUGACCCUUAUGUAGCCUCUCUCUUAAACUGUUUACAAAGUGCUAAUAUUAAAAUCGUAUGUUACUGAUUAUUGUAUUUUAUUGGGUAAAUAAUCAGGUUAGGCGAAGGAAUGAGCCAAAGCUCUCACUGCAGCCUUCAUUCUUGAUUUUGAUCUUGUGGAGAAAGUUCGUCUGGGCCCCUGCAAACAGUUCGCGAAGCUCUCCUAGGAAAACACGUCAUCCGUUUUCUGAAGGCUGGACCAUCGACCGACACCAAUCUCACCGACGAAGCCUUUUCGCCCUUUCACCACAUCAGACCAACGACUCGCUGCACCAGCUGCCUGCAGUCGAAAUGUCUCCGCGACCGAAGGAUUGUCAAAAGAAUUUCAUCUGAAACAGCGCAUUCAACGUCUACCUGUGCACUUUAACCAUUAAUGCCUAACAUACACAUUCUGCAACAUAUACCAUCAUUAUUUUUAUUUUUUUUUUAAUCUAUGGAACAAACUUGUGUAAUAUUUUGUUAAUAGCCGGAAUAAAAAUGUGUGAUACUUG
Molecule: messenger RNA, 2132 nt
Organism: Betta splendens (Siamese fighting fish)
Lineage: Eukaryota; Metazoa; Chordata; Actinopteri; Anabantiformes; Osphronemidae
Product: tetraspanin-8-like
Exons: 9
Coding region: 324-1094 (256 amino acids)
Cellular component (GO): membrane
Source: RefSeq, a predicted model, not a curated record